AUGAAAAAUAAUUUAGAGGAGAGAACUUGUGACCUAUUUAAGGGUCAUUGGGUUCCAACAACAUCAGAAGGAUCAACAUAUUACACGAAUUCAAGUUGCAGAACUAUCCCUGAUAGCAAAAACUGCUUCAAGCAUGGAAGAACUGAUAGCGAUUUUCUCAAUUGGAGAUGGAAACCUGAGCAAUGCGAUCUUCCGCGAUUCGAUCACAAAAUGUUUCUUGAAUUAGUGAGAGGCAAGAAAAUGGCAUUUAUUGGGGACUCUGUGUCCAGGAACCACAUGGAAUCCCUCUUGUGCUUGUUAUCACAGGAAGAAACUCCAAAGGAUAUUCAUAAGGAUUCAGAAGAUAGAUAUCGAACAUGGUAUUUUCCAAAGCAUGACUUUACACUGAUGAUGCUGUGGAGCAGGUUUAUAAUAGUUGGCGAGGAACAAAUGAUAAAUGGUUCAGCGUCUGGAACCUUUGAUUUGCAGUUAGACAAGGUAGAUGAUGAUUGGGCUAGAGAGCUACCUAACUUAGACUACGCCAUAAUCUCAGGUGGACACUGGUUUUUCAGAGUGAUGUACCUCCAUGAAGGUGACAACCUUGUAGGAUGUGUGUACUGUGGCCAACCUAAUGUGACAAGCUACAACAGUGAUUUCCCGCUGAGAAAAGCGUUUCGAACGGCAUUCAAUUAUAUUAACAACGGUUGCAAGGAGUGUGGGAAAUUGGUGACGGUAUUGAGGACAUUCGCACCGGCACACUUUGAGAAUGGAGCAUGGAACACUGGAGGGUAUUGUAACAGGACAGGUCCUGCUAGCGAGUCAGAGGUUGAUCCAGGGUUGUUUGAAUGGCAAGUGAGGAAUGCUCAAAUGGAGGAGUUUGAGAAAGCAAGAAAAGAGGGGAUGGAGAAAGGGCAGAGUUUUGAGGUGUUGGAUGUGACUGUGGCAAUGAUGAUGAGACCAGAUGGGCACCCUGGGGACCAUUGGGGUAACAAAUGGAUGAGAGGUUAUAAUGAUUGUACUCAUUGGUGUUUGCCUGGUCCUGUUGAUUUGUGGAGUGAGUUGUUGCUGGCAAUUCUCAAUAAACGUACAAAUUUAAGUCCUCGAGGUAAUAUCAAAUCAUAAAUAAUACAAGCAAUUAUUACACCAUGUUUUCCUUCCAUUAUUCUCUAGGAAAUUAGUCAUUUUUUACCCCCUAACUCGUGACAUUGACGUGUAGAUUUGUAUUCAACACCAUGAAUUAAGUGAGAAGUAGAGUGUUUUUUUUUCAUACUAUUGUUAAGAUAGAAACUAAUUUCAUUAUGAUAUGCUCAGUUGGUGAUAUACUUGA
Messenger RNA from Arachis ipaensis, 1306 nucleotides. NCBI's taxonomy places the organism in Eukaryota, Viridiplantae, Streptophyta, Magnoliopsida, Fabales, Fabaceae. The record is from RefSeq and is a predicted model, not a curated record.